AGUAUCUCAAAACGACUUGGUCGCCCUCCAAAGGGUGCAGCUAGGAGCAAAACAGUCCAUUCGACCAUCAAGACGAAAAGAUUAUCCAAUAAUAAUUGCCCUCCUACGGCAAUAGCUCAACAGUCUCCGGAGAAUGGCCAAUCACACCAAGACGACUCGAUGAACCUUAAAGGCAUGCCCAUAAAUGCAUUUUCUGAUUCAUCAUAUGCGUUGUCUAGCCCAGAGACAGUUCAUGGCCAAGACUCUGCUAGCCUUGGGGAAAGUGAAAUAACAACUAGUCUCUCUUUCGAAAAGGAUGACCAAGAGUCAUGGAUGGCUCUGAGCCAAUUACAACAGUCUCCUGUAAUAAGGGCACAGCAGCUCAAUACAUCUCAAAAUGACCCUCAAAUUGUGUACAAUAACGACGUCCUAUUACCUGACUUCCAGGAAUUUGGACAUCGAAGUGAGCUUACUCGGUGCAGCUGCCUCCAGCAACAUACCCGGUUCUUAUGUCAUGUAAAAGAACUGGACCGAACUCACGGUCCUCAUUUCAUCGUUAUUACGCUGGAUGUGGCUAAUCAAUGCUUGCGGCUAUGGAAAUCUCAUAUGAGUUGUCAGUUAUGCUGGGAGGAUGAAGACUAUAGCGCCUUGAAAUUGUUGCUUAUUGGUAUUGGCACAGUGGUGAAACGUGUAUGGAAAUUCCUCACGUAUCAGAAACAGGAUCAGGAAUCUACUGAAAGCUUGCUUAACGACAAGCUGGCAUUUUCUAAUGUGGGAGUCCUUAAGAUGGCAUCGGCCGGUACUGAGAAGACAUCCUCCAAAGAGCCUAGCGGAGUGAACUGCAGCGCGCGACAGCGACAUGAUUCGAAGGGCCCCUUAAUAACAGCCCCUCCAAUGAAGAUUACAGUAAACGAGUUUCAGGUCCCUGAAGAGGAACAGAUGUUUAUUAUAGGAAUGCUGAUUAUCCGGAUGUUAACGAGGAUCAAAGAAGGGCUGGGGGAUAUUCGCGAUAGAAUUAAGAUAGAGAGACCGGACGACAAGAGUGGUAAUAGGAGUAGCUGGUAUCCUCUACAGAGACUUGUCCCUUUGAUAUUGGAUAACUUGGAUGAAUCGGUGUUGGAACUUGAGCAGUCAUUGCGGAAUUUCAUCAUGCCAUAGGUAAUAUUUCGUUAAAAUAUGACUAGGUAGACAACUUUAGAU
Molecule: messenger RNA, 1179 nt
Organism: Daldinia decipiens
Lineage: Eukaryota; Fungi; Ascomycota; Sordariomycetes; Xylariales; Hypoxylaceae
Exons: 2
Coding region: 160-1137 (325 amino acids)
Source: RefSeq, a predicted model, not a curated record